This is a messenger RNA of Cucurbita pepo subsp. pepo (vegetable marrow), 3375 nucleotides long. RefSeq names its product CCAAT-binding factor (gene EDA25). Gene Ontology annotation, cellular component: nucleus. NCBI's taxonomy places the organism in Eukaryota, Viridiplantae, Streptophyta, Magnoliopsida, Cucurbitales, Cucurbitaceae. The record is from RefSeq and is a predicted model, not a curated record.
CCCCCGUCCUGCUGCGAAAAAACUUCACGAGCUCUGCAACAAUGGCGGCUAAUGCAGCCACCAGCAAAGCUUCAAACAAUACGGACGACAUAGACACUCUCAAAGCCGACAUAGCUUCAUUCGCUUCUUCGCUUGGCCUCGCAUCUUCAGCACCAUCUUCAGGGUUUAACGAUGUCGAUUUUCGGAAACAAGGUCCUCUCAAGGCAAUCAAACACCAAAAUAAGGCAAAACGAACUCCACAGGAAGGCCCUACCAAAAGACAGAAUCCUAAAUCUCUCAAUCCCAAAGCCAAGGAACAGCCGAAGCGUAAGCCCCCUGUUCUCGCGCUCGACGAUGGCAACGAUAAGCCUCGAAGUUUUGAUAAAUUCAAGAACCUUCCGAAGCUUCCGUUAGUGAAAGCUAGUGUUCUGGGUGCGUGGUAUGUUGAUGCUGCGGAACUGGAAGGGAAAGUUAUGGGAAAUGAGAAGAAGAUGGCAUUGGAAAACUUGGAGGAGUGGAAGAAAGUGGUGGAGAAGAAGAGGCAGCUUGGGGAGAGAUUAAUGGCGCAAUAUGCACAGGAUUAUGAGGCUUCCAGAGGCAAGAGUGGAGAUAUUAGGAUGUUGGUCACCACACAAAGGUCGGGUACUGCUGCUGAUAAGGUUUCGGCAUUUUCAGUAAUGGUGGGGGAUAAUCCAGUUGCCAAUUUGAGGUCUCUUGAUGCAUUGUUAGGGAUGGUCACGUCAAAAGUUGGGAAGCGCCAUGCAUUGACGGGUUUUGAAGCGUUGAUGGAACUCUUUAUCUCAAGUUUGUUGCCUGAUCGAAAACUGAAGAAUUUACUACAACGGCCAUUAAAUCAUCUUCCUGAUACAAAGGAUGGCAACUCUCUAUUGCUGUUUUGGUAUUGGGAGGAAUGUCUGAAGCAAAGGUAUGAGAGAUUUGUUAUUGCACUUGAGGAAGCAUCGAGAGAUGACCUACCAGCACUAAAAAACAAGGCAUUGAAGACCAUUUAUGUGCUGCUUAAGAGUAAAUCUGAACAAGAGCGCAGGUUACUGUCAGCACUAGUUAACAAAUUGGGUGACCCUGAAAAUAAGACGGCUUCUAGUGCUGAUUAUCAUUUAUCAAAUCUUUUGUCUGACCAUCCAAACAUGAAGGCCGUGGUUAUUGACGAGGUGGACACUUUCCUUUUUCGACCUCAUUUGGGAUUACGAGCAAAGUAUCAUGCUGUAAAUUUCUUGAGCCAAAUGCGCCUUAGCCAGAAAGGAGAUGGACCGCAAGUGGCCAAACGUCUGAUAGAUGUGUACUUUGCAUUGUUCAAGGUAUUGGUUGCUUCUGAAGAUCAAAAGAAGCAAAAAAGUGGCGAAGAAGACAAGAAAAAAGCUUCAAGGUCUUCAAAAGACGUACAAGCAAAAAAUCCUUUAGAAUCUCAUGUCGAAAUGGAUUCUAGGAUUUUGUCUGCUCUUCUAACAGGAGUAAAUAGAGCGUUUCCCUUCGUCUUGAGCAAGGAAGCCGAUGACAUCAUUGAGGUCCAAUCGCCAAUGCUUUUCCAGCUAGUUCAUUCAAAGAAUUUCAAUGUAGCAGUUCAAGGAUUUAUGCUUCUUGAUAAAGUAUCAUCCAAGAAUCAGAUUGUCAGUGAUCGCUUCUACCGUGCCUUGUACUCGAAAUUAUUACUUCCAGCUGCCAUGAACUCUUCUAAGGCUGAAAUGUUUAUUGGACUUCUUCUGAGAGCAAUGAAGAAUGAUGUGAACUUGAAGCGUGUGGCUGCUUAUGCGAAGCGUAUCUUGCAGGUUGCUCUUCAACAACCACCUCAAUAUGCAUGUGGAUGCCUAUUUCUCCUUUCGGAAGCUCUUAAAGCUAGGCCUUCUUUAUGGAAUAUGGUUCUCCAGAAUGAGUCAGUUGAUGAUGAACUUGAACAUUUUGAAGAUGUAGUUGAAGAAGAAAAUAUAAAGGAAACAAGCACCGAACUAAAAGAACAUAAAGACGAUGUCGAGCUUGUUCGUGGCAGUGAUGCUGCUUCCUCCGAAAGUGAUUCUUCUGACGAAGAGGAUGAGUCACCAGUCUCUCAUUCUGAAGACGAAAUGUCAGAUGAUGAUGGGGAUUUGCUCAUGAGAGAUGAUUCUAAAGACACUGCUGAACCUGCCAUAAAAAAACCUGGUGAAAACAAGCCACAGUCUCACACACCUUGUAAGGGGCUGUCACUUCCUGGAGGAUACAAUCCACGGCACAGGGAGCCAUCUUACUGUAAUGCAGAUCAUGCAAGCUGGUGGGAGCUUGUAGUUUUAGCUUCUCAUGUGCACCCUUCCGUCGCUACCAUGGCUCAAACGCUUCUUUCCGGUGCUAAUAUUGUCUACAACGGGAACCCACUGAACGACUUAUCACUUACAGCUUUCUUGGACAAGUUCAUGGAGAAGAAACCAAAAGCAAGCACAUGGCAUGGUGGCUCCCAAAUAGAACCAGCCAAGAAGUUGGACAUGAACAACCAUUUAAUUGGACCAGAAAUCUUGUCAUUGGCUGAAGAAGAUGUGCCACCAGAAGAUCUUGUGUUCCACAAGUUCUAUACGUUCAAAAUGAACUCCUCAAAGAAACCGAAGAAGAAAAAGAAGAAAGGAGCAGAUGAGGAGGCUGCAGAAGAUUUGGUUGGUGAGGCUGACUACAAUGAUGAUGCCUCCGAAGAUCUGUCCGAUGUUGACAUGGUUGGUGGGGAUGAGAGUGAUAACGAAGAGAUCGAGAACUUGUUGGACUCUGCCGAUCCUUCUGGUGAAGCAGAUGGUGACUACGACUAUGAUGACUUGGAUCAAGUUGCUGAUGAAGAUGAUGAAGACUUGAUUGGUAAUAUGAGUGAUGAGGAUAUGGAUAUUCACUCCGACAUUGCAGGUGGAGAAGAUUUAGGUUCUAGUGAUGAAAUGCUAAGCGGUGACGACGACGACGUAGGACAGGAUUCUGACGACGAACCCAAAAAGAAGAAGAAAACAAAAGCAUCCCCCUUCGCAAGCCUUGAAGAUUACGAGCACUUAAUUAACGAGGACGGUACUCAUAAAAAGAACUCUACUAAAACGAAGUCGAAGUCAAAAUCAAAUUCGAAAGCAAGGAAGAGGAAGAGAGGCUCUCGCCAGUAGUAGGUAAUUCCUAAUCUUUCUUCAGCACCCACCCCCCAUACAAACACAAAAUGAUAGAAACCAGUAAAAUUCUUUAUAAUCGAUUUUGGCUCAAAUCGACACGAGCCAACAUGGCCAUGUUGGUUGUUUGGCUCUUGAUAUCAGGCUUGCCAAAAUGUUCUCAUUCAGAAUUUUAUUUGUUGUCUCGUAUGAUUCCUAAAUCUCGAUCGAUUUUGUCUCAAUUUCUCUGAAUUUUUUGUUUGUUUCUUUCAAAUUCAUGAAACCCAUAUUACUGAUUGAUUGA